This is a messenger RNA of Colletotrichum higginsianum IMI 349063, 1464 nucleotides long. Its product is annotated as MutS domain V. The coding region runs from base 1 to 1464 and encodes 487 amino acids. NCBI's taxonomy places the organism in Eukaryota, Fungi, Ascomycota, Sordariomycetes, Glomerellales, Glomerellaceae. The record is from RefSeq and is a predicted model, not a curated record. The transcript is spliced from 4 exons. Gene Ontology annotation, cellular component: membrane. Gene Ontology annotation, biological process: metal ion transport; transmembrane transport. Gene Ontology annotation, molecular function: magnesium ion transmembrane transporter activity; magnesium ion binding; cobalt ion binding.
AUGGCGUCAAAGUUAACCGACAGUCUGCGGGAUAAAUUCCGGGAUCUCGACAACAAUGAUGUCUACACUAGCGUCAAGGCCCAGGCAGCCAGUGAUCAGGCUCGCAACUUUGUCGUUGAAUUCAAUCACGAUGAGGCUAAAAUUGCUUCCGGCCUAAGCUCUGACGAGUUUGGAGUGCUCCUCGGUCAGAAGUCCCCCGAUGGUAUGGUACGUUGGAUCAACAUUUGGUCUCCGAGCAAGCAAACCUCGGUGGUAAAGCAGAUCGGCAACCGCUAUGGAUUCUCUCCAAGGCUACAGGCCCUAAUGGUGGCUCCUAAUCUAGCAUCUGUGUUGGAGGUAGACAAUAAACAAGACUCUAAGCAGGGCGAUAUCGAAUCGGUGUUGAUGCAUGACGAGCCCAAGGCACAGCCGUCAACUCACACAACAGAGCAGAGCCUAGAAGAUAUCGAAAUCUACCAGUUGGUCAAAGAGACGGUCAACUAUACGUCGAUAGACCAGGGCAAGGAGUCCGUUGUUAUAUCGUUCCACGAGACACCGCCGACGGAACAGCCUGGAAGGGAAGACUGGGCCAGAGAUGAACUACAAAGCAUGAGAUCCAACACCCUGAGUGUUUUAUGCCAGCUCUCGAAGCACGGCAUAGCGGACUUCACCGACAGACUCGUCUCGUUCAAACGAGUUAGGCAAGCGCUGAGUGUCACGGAGCCCAGAGCCAAGGUCGCAUGUGAAGGCUCAAGCAAUCUGUUCUAUUAUUUGUUCGAGGAUUAUUCAGCAGCCAUGCCUGUGUUGAAAACCUCCAAGCUCCAGCUCGAACACUUGGGCCGAAGAACAAAAGUUGGGACAGAAGAUGUCAUUAGGUCUCUCCACACGUUGAGAAAGGAACUUCGCCAACUUCACCAUCUUUUUGAGAGCUACAGAAACCUCAUCCGACGUAUCUGUUGGCCGCGAUCCGCUGAUGCAUUUCGAGACGGUCAGCAUGGUUACUUCGAGCCAUCAGAAAACGUGUCCGGCGAGGUCAACAUAUCCCCAUCGGCUAGGAGCCGCUUCGAACGCCUCGGAGACAGACUGCAACUGUUGAUGCUGAACACGAUUCAAGAACGCUUGGAAGAGCAAAAGGCCUUGUCUGAUACGUACUUCAGCCUCACGGCCCAGAAGGACUCGCAAGCCACUGCUCGCCUGAGCAGGAGCGCAACCCUCCUUGCCAAACUGAGCGUCUUCUUCCUCCCCAUUACCUUCAUGACCAGUUACUUCUCCGUGGAAAUACCCGAUCUGGUGGAGCAUUACACGCCCAAGAUGUAUUGGAUCUGUUUCGCUAUCAUCGCCGGCCUUUCUUUCGUCAGCCUCUUCUUCUUCGGCCGAAUGCUGGAGACCGUUAGCGACACCCUUGAAGGCUGGGCUGAUUCAGUCUCGGGAAGGGCAAGAGGCCUCACCGGCUCGAAUGUACAUCAUGAUAGAGACGAGCAAUAA